This is a messenger RNA of Fundulus heteroclitus (mummichog), 6338 nucleotides long. RefSeq names its product REV1 DNA directed polymerase (gene rev1). Gene Ontology annotation, cellular component: nucleus. The coding region runs from base 366 to 4439 and encodes 1357 amino acids. Gene Ontology annotation, molecular function: DNA-directed DNA polymerase activity; damaged DNA binding; deoxycytidyl transferase activity. The record is from RefSeq and is a predicted model, not a curated record. Gene Ontology annotation, biological process: error-prone translesion synthesis; error-free translesion synthesis. The transcript is spliced from 22 exons. NCBI's taxonomy places the organism in Eukaryota, Metazoa, Chordata, Actinopteri, Cyprinodontiformes, Fundulidae.
UUUUCACGCUCGCGGAGAGAAGAAAAAAAAAAGACGUAAAUGGAUCAGGCGGUAGAAAUGGAGAGCGAAAGGACUGGGAGGGUGACCAAAAAUAUUGAGGAGACAUGGCGUGGCUGCGUGACACAAUAGGAGGAUCUCACCUCACCAAAAGCAGGACUUUCCUGAGGAACAAAGUAAAGGCCGAGGCUCCGAGCUGCCUGUCUGAAGGGUUUUCAUUUCGCUUUGCUUUGCUCCCUUACCUCGUUUAAUCUGAGCAGCAGCAGCAGCAGCAGCGACGUCUCUGCUGAGCGCUAUCUGCAGAGAGAGGGAGAGGACAGGAGUCUGCGGCCAGCAGCCUCGUCUGACAGCUUCGAAGGAAGCUCAGUAUGAGUCGAGAUGGUUGGAUGAGAAAGAGAGCCAACGACAGCGAUGACAAUGGUUGGGGAGAACGGGGCGGCUACAUGGCUGCCAAGGUUUCCAAGCUGGACGAGCAGUUCAAACUCAACGCCAGCAGAGAAAAGCAGAAGGAAGGGAGCAGCUCCAGCAUCUUCAGUGGGGUUGCCAUUUAUGUCAACGGAUACACAGACCCGAGCGCAGACGAGCUCCGCAGGCUGAUGAUGCUCCACGGCGGCCAGUUCCACCUCUAUUACUCGCGCUCCAAGACCACGCACGUCAUCGCCAGCAACUUGCCCAACUGCAAGAUUCAGGAGCUCCGCGGGGAAAAGAUCAUCCGGCCAGAGUGGAUCACUGAGAGCAUCCAGGCCGGCCGUCUCCUGCCCUACUUGAAGUACCAGCUGUAUGCUAAACAGAAGAACACGCUCUUCCCCGGCGUCAUUCUGCGCCACGCCUCAGAGACCCCAGAACCGGGCUACUGUCCCCCUCGGCCGAACGCGCACCAGAAGCCCCUUUUGCCAGCGUGCAACACCGAGCCCUCUGUCCCCCGCGGCGGGGGGCCCUCAAACAGCCCCUCCCCUGUCCCCAGCUUGGACGACGCCGAGCUCCAGUCCGUCCGCCGCGGCUCCAAAGCGAGCCUGGAUUGCCAUCCGGCGAUUCAUUUGAAGCCCGGUGGAGUCGUUUCGGGUUCCCUGCCCCCGAGUGCAUCUUUACCCAGGAACCACCUUUCCAGCCAGGGCGACGGAAAGCACCCGCGCAAGUCUCCCACCUCUGCCCGCACGGAUGACGAAGACUUAAAAAUAAACGGAGCUCCCCAGACCUCACCGGAUACCUCGAGCCAUUGCAACACGAAGGAAAUGCAAGAGCGUGGAGACGCUCGUCCCGCCGGGGCCUCCGCGGUUACGGAGGAGGCGCCCCUGACCAACGGACACGCUCAUCUUCUCAACGGUGCCUUAAAGCCAGAGGACUCGUCCCCCGUUGCAGAUCCGUCCUGCUCUGACCGGGACGGGUCCACGGGUGGAGCGACGAGUUCAACAGAGAAACCUCAGAGUCCCGCAGCGCAGUCACGCGCCAAACCGGACCCAUACGAGUUCCCCCCCAGCCCUCCAAAGCAAUCAGACGCCUCUGCUGUCCUUCUGGAGCAAUCCAGCGCCGAGGAAGAGGGCGAACCGAAGCCUCCAGCACCUUCCUCUGACGAGGCUUUAAAAGCUGAUAAACCCCAGCCCCCUCUGAAGUGUCUCCAACCCCCCGCUUGGGUGGAGCCCAUCUCUGAGCCGACCCCUCGGUCUCCUGCGUCCCGUUCUCUUUCGCACUCUUCAGUCAGACUGAACGGGAGCCACCGCAAGGCGGAGCCGCCGGCGCCGCCCGCCGACCCGGCCGCCGCUCCCGCCGAGGGGGCCGCGUCCUCGGACCAGCUGCUGGAGCAGACGGGCGGUCUGAUCUCGGAGUUCUACUCCCACUCCCGUCUGCACCAGAUCUCCACGUGGAGGGUCGCUUUCUCCGAGUACGUCAACGAGCUGCACAGCAGGCGAAAGACCGAGGGGAGCCCGUUUUACUCCGGCAAAGAUCGGCUGAAGAAGUCCGUGGCACAGCGACCCUCACGGGGACAAGGUUCAUCAUCGUCAUCAUCAUCGUCAGGCAGGGUGAAGUCAUGCAUCUUCCACGUGGACAUGGACUGCUUCUUCGUGUCCGUGGGGAUCCGGCAUAGACCAGAACUUAAAGGGAAGCCUGUGGCUGUCACCAGUAACCGCGGACUGGGCAAAGUCCCCAUCAGACCCGGAGCCAACCAUCAGGCGGAGCUGGAGUACUACCAGAGGAAGCUUACCUCUCCUCAGCCAGAGGGGGUCGACGCCGACCUCGCCGUAACGCCCUCGCAGGACUCCCCGGACUCCCGCAGCAACGGCGUGGAUCAGGACACCGCUGCUCUGUCCAUGGCGGAGAUCGCGUCUUGCAGCUACGAGGCCAGGCAGGCGGGCGUGAGGAACGGGAUGUUUUUCGGCAAAGCGAAGCAGCUUUGCCCGGCGCUGCAGUCAGUCCCGUACGACUUCGACGCCUACAAGGAGGUGGCUCUGAACAUGUAUGAGAUCCUGGCCAGCUACACGCACGACAUCGAGGCGCUGAGCUGCGAAGAAGCGCUGAUCGACGCGUCCUCUCUGCUGGCUGAGGUGGGCGUCGGCCCCGACGAGCUGGCUAAAGCCAUCAGGGCGGACAUCGAGGAGAAGACGCGGUGCUGCGCUUCAGUGGGAAUGGGUUCCAACAUCCUUUUGGCUCGACUCGCGACCCGCAAGGCCAAGCCGGACGGCCAGUACUUCCUGAGGUCUGAGGAGGUGGACGACUUCAUCAGGGAGCUGCCAGUGACCAGUUUGCCAGGCGUUGGCCGCGUUAUGGCCAAAAAACUGUCUGUCAUGGGCGUGAAGUCGUGCGGGGACCUCCAGCAAGUGCCUCUGUCCCAGCUGCAGAAGAGGUUCGGGCCCCGCACAGGACAAACCCUGUUCCGGUUCUGCAGGGGUUUGGACGACCGGCCCGUCCGCUUCGAAAAAGAAAGGAAGUCCGUCUCCGCUGACAUGAACUACAACAUCCGCUUUACCACGGUCGACGAGGCGGAGUGCUUCCUGACUAAUCUAUCCAUGGAGGUGCAGCGGCGUCUGAAAGAAGCGGGGCUGCGGGGUCGCAGGGUUACUCUGAAGGUCAUGGUGCGCAAGGUCGGAGCGCCUCUGGAGCCGGCCAAAUACGGAGGCCAUGGCAUAUGUGAUAACGUUGCCAAGACUGUGAUGCUCGCUCAGUCCACCGACAGCGGUCAGCUGAUCGCCUCCGCCGUCAUCAAGCUGCUGCACGGCAUGAAGCUGCAGGUCCACGACUUGAGAGGUGUCGGCAUUCAGGUUCAGCAGCUGGAGGGAAACCAACCCCAAGCGCAGGACUGCCGGGGGGCUCGGACACGCUCCAUCAAAGACAUGCUGUUGGGACAGAAAUCAAGCCCCAGAGCUAACGACAAAGAUUCAGCAGGCACUUCCUCGGCAGCGGUUCCCUCCGGUCGCUCAACACCGCGGCCAUUGACCCCCGCUGAGCCGCUCCCUGGGACGAGCAACCAAACGCCCGUCUGCAGGCAAACGCCAAAGCAGUCCCGGACCCGCCUCAACUUCAGCAUCGAAGUCCCCUCCCCCUCACAGGUGGAUCGCUCGGUCCUGGAGGCCCUGCCAGCCGAGCUGAGGGAGCAGGUGGAGCAGUCGUGGACCAGGAGAGACGAGAGGCCAAACCGCCGCCGUUCACCCGAGCCGCCGCCGCCGCCCUCCUCGCCGGACCCCCGCCCUGCGCUGUACGCGCCGCCCGCCGGGACAUUGGUGCUGCAGUUUCCCAACCAGCCAGACAGUCCGGGAAUUGUGCUGGAAUUACCGAACAUCUCGCAGGUUGAUCCAGAUGUAUUCGCUGCCCUUCCCAAAGAGCUCCAGGACGAACUGAAGUCCGCCUACAGCCGUGCAAACAAUGCCCAAGCCCAGGCGAAGACGGCCGAGCAGAAGAAUCCGUUGCUGCAGCUCAAGCAGCCUGCUGCAGGAGCCGGCGUCGGGCGGCCGAAGCGGCGCUACAAGAGGAAGAACGGCGUGAGUCCCGUUAAAAAAGGAGCCUCACCCCUAAAGAGGCGUCAGGUGACAAACAGUCCAGCCAAAAACGUACCGCCGACCAAACCGCCAGAGCCUGUGAACGUACCAAAGACCGCAACCAACCCCUCCACCUCACAGCAGGACGCCGUCGCGUCCGGGACGAAGACGGUUCCUCGUCCUGCUCCGACGCUGGCAGGAGCUUGUGACCUGACGGAUAUUAAAACGCUCCUACGGGAAUGGGUCACCACCAUUACAGAUCCGAUGGAGGAGGACAUCCUGCAGGUAGUAAAGUACUGCACUGAUCUGAUAGAAGAUAAAGACCUGGAGAAGUUGGAUUUGGUAAUAAAGUACAUGAAAAGGCUCAUGCAGCAGUCGGUGGAGUCAGUUUGGAGUAUGGCGUUUGACUUCAUCCUGGACAACAUACAGGUGGUUGUGCAUCAAGCUUAUGGUAGCGUCCUGAAGAUAGCCUGAGAGCAAGAGGAAAGACGACGAUCUACCAUGUACCAAACUAAUCAUGACAUCUGAAUGAUCAUUUUCUGCUUUCCUACCUUUUUCCUGUAACAUCUUUCUGUUUCCUCAGAGGCCAACAGAAUAAUGGCAGAAAAACAAACAGCCAUCAUUGUAUUUUUUUUUUUUCUUUUUUAAAGCAUGUACAGUAGCUCACUUUUUGUACAUAUCUUUUUUUUUUUUUUCAAUCAACGUUGCAGAAGCUCAAACUGAAGAGCAAAAAAACGAAAAAUUUCUUACGGUCUACAUAGUGCAGCUUAAUUUUCCACUUUUGUUUCUCAAAAUGUUUAGCACUGCGUUUGAUUUGUGUCAGAAGUUCGACCCCCGGGCAUGAUGUCAUAGUCAAGUUGAGCCCGUUCUGAUUGUAGGUCGGAAAAUACCAGUGAAAGACACCGUUUGGGUGCAACCAUUAUUGUUUCCGUUCUGUGGACGCAGCAGUAGAGGAACGCUCAUGGAAACGGAGGUCGCGGUUUGUGCCACCGGUCAAAUGUGAGCACAGAGAAACGGGCUAUUCCUGCAACUAUCAACAUGUUUUAUACGCUCGGCAGCCAUAUUGGAUAUUGAACGCGGAAUGGCUCAGGGACCUCUAGCUUUCCCAGUCGGCAUUACGACCUCGGUGUCUGGUAUGUUCUGAUUAUUAUUUUUUAUUUUUAUUUUUUCUGACUCAGGACUCUGAAAAUUCCGACUUUCAAGUACAAAUCGAACGCAGCACAGUCCUGUUUUUCUAACACACCUAUAAGGACUCAGCAUUGUAACGUUUAAAGAUACUUUUAUUUCCUUUUUUUUUUUCUUUUCAGCAGAGCAGUUGACAUACCUCACGGGUACAGGUGCUGGUGUUGAGUAUAAGGCGCAUCAUGUGUAACACAAAUCUCUGAUCACUUUUAGAAUCUGUUAACCUCGUAGCACUCCUCCUCUUUGGUGCUCUGCUCUAGAUGCACUUAUCUGUGGAACAAAACUCUUAACUGCUGCACUCUGUAGGUUUUUUUGGGGGUUUUUUUCCGUGUCUGUUUAAAACGAAACAAAAAAAAGUGCCAAACGUUGUCGUUGUAAACUGUAAAUAAUGUUUUUGAAAGAUCUUUGUCAAACGUUUGAAACAAAAUGUAAGUGGAGGAAUUGCCUCUUGUACUGUUUACCAGUAGUGAAUUCUUAGUAACGGUCUUUAAAAUUGUAACUCUGAGGUCUAAACGCUCGUCGGUUUUCCAGCACGGAAAUCUGAUGCUAGCCAAAGUAUUUCAUGGACGGUUAGCUGUUGAUUCUGUGUAGCACUCUUAAUUUGGAAGGGCGAUCGGUCAGCCUAUGCAUUAAUCUUUUCUUUUUUUUUUCCACAAGCGAGAGAGAGAGAUAAUGAGCCGUUCGUUAAGCAUUUCUAUUUGGAAUAACUCGAGUGUUACAACCGGUCUUCAUUAGGUUCUGAAUCUGUUGGAAUAAUGCUGGAUUUGCAUAGAUUCAGGUGACCCAUCUUUUGUAAUUCACUAUGGAAACACUUGUGUGGCACGUGACUUCAUUUCUGUACAUAAUAUGGUCCGGAUUGAACUUGUAUCGUUGGAAGCGCGCAUCGGACACAGCUGACUGACUUCUGAUCUCCUCACAGAAGACGAUAUUUAUGUUGUUGGAAAGUUCUCUUAAAGCAGUAACUAUAUGCAAACCAGAUCAGUCUGAAUGUAAUUUGGAAUGUGUGAGUUUCCGCUUAUACUUUUAAGAUGUUGCUUCUCAUCACCUUUCACUUGUUUCCUGAAAGAAAUGGCCACGAGUAAAAACUGGCCAGCGUUGGGUUCUCUUAACUGGCUCGUGCCUGAAGACCUGAAGCUGUGAAUUUGUUUGUAAGUUUUCUAAACCUUGCUAAUAAACUUAAACUUCUAAUAA